Rubroshorea leprosula is the source of this 893-nucleotide messenger RNA. Lineage: Eukaryota; Viridiplantae; Streptophyta; Magnoliopsida; Malvales; Dipterocarpaceae. The record is from the annotation of a GenBank genome assembly.
GGAAAAGGAGAGAGCUGAGAUCUAAAAAGUUGACCAGAAAAGUAGAGGAAAUCCGGAAGAAUGCCGGCGGUCGGGGCAUUGAGAUGGCCCGGAAGGUUCUAGAAACGCUAAGCAGUAACUGACCUUCACUCAAUUCACCCAUUUCUUCUUUCUUUCCAGUAACGGAAUGGCUACCGCCGCCGUACCCUUGUAUCCCAUUAUUCUACUCUUACUUCUCCUUUCGGAUGCAACUUCCACCAGGGAGCCGUUCGCUUGCGAUCCAACUGAUGCCGCGACGGUGAAUAUGCCGUUCUGCCGGAAGACUUUGCCGAUAACGGAGAGGGUCAAGGACCUGGUGGGAAGGUUGACUUUGGAGGAGAAGGUCAGGCUGCUCGUAAACAAUGCAACAGCGGUGCCACGGCUGGGAAUUAAAGAGUAUGAGUGGUGGUCGGAGGCUCUUCAUGGCGUCUCCAAUUCUGGGCCUGGAACAAAAUUCGGCGGGGACUUCCCUGGUGCCACUAUCUUCCCUCAAGUCAUCACCACCGCCGCUUCUUUCAAUUCCACAUUGUGGGAAGCAAUCGGACGGAUGUGCAAGUUGUAUCAGACGAAGCAAGAGCAAGGUACAAUGGAGGUGUGGCAGGGCUUACCUACUGGAGCCCAAAUGUUAACAUAUUCAGAGAUCCGAGGUGGGGGUGUGGGCAAGAGACGCCAGGAGAGGACCCAUUGGUGGCCGACAAAUAUGCUGCCAGCUAUGUUAGAGGGCUUCAGGGAAAUGAUGGUGAACACCUCAAGGUUGCAGCUUGCUGCAAGCAUUUUACUGCCUAUGACCUCGAAAACUGGAAUGGAGUUGAAAGUUUCAACUUCAAUGCUAAGGUAAGCAGACAGGACAUUGAGCACACAUUCAAUGUGCCAUU